This is a messenger RNA of Penaeus chinensis, 2011 nucleotides long. RefSeq lists its product as uncharacterized. The coding region runs from base 1 to 1194 and encodes 397 amino acids. NCBI's taxonomy places the organism in Eukaryota, Metazoa, Arthropoda, Malacostraca, Decapoda, Penaeidae. The transcript is spliced from 7 exons. The record is from RefSeq and is a predicted model, not a curated record.
AUGUCUAUUGUCUACGCCCCCCAUCUGGCGCCACUCGAACAGCAGCCACGGCGAAGCGGACAAGAGCAACGCAGCAGAACCCAGCUGCCCAAGUCGGUCUCUGUGCUGGAGAGGAGGAUCGUCAAUAGAACACGAAGCGCACAGGACGUGUUGGUUCAGUUUGGUCUGCGACGUCAGAGUUUACGCACGGCCCCUGUCUGCGAGGGACGGCACGGACCCUGGAACGAGCAGGUCCUCGCCGAGAGAGAGAUGAGGCCAGGAAUCCCGCUCCUUCUCCUCCUGUGGGCGGGGCCCCUUCCCGGACACGCCCUCUUCUUCGGGGGUCACAAGGACGUCGGCCUCCCUGCGGACUACUACGCCUCGGAGGUCCUCGGCGCCCCGUCUGCCUGUGCUUGCAAGACCCGGUGCCUCGUCCACCCUCCUUGCACGGCUUUCACGGUGCAUCUGCCCGCCUCAGGUGAAGUCAACUGCCUCUUCAGCCUCGCGAAUGUCACGACCAGCGUGAUGAAACCCAACGCCUCCAGCUGGACCUUCUGCAAGCGAGGUGGGUGCGCCGCCCCACACUCCGCCCACGCUACUUCUGCCUACAAUGAGGAACCCGAAGCCACGACCAACGACGUCAAAGACCCCGAAAGCUCGACCUGGACGAACGACUUCUCCGAAAGCAAGGCCUCGACGACCGACGACUCGAAGAGCACCACGACCCCCGCCGCUGCCAGCACCACGACCACCACCGCCGCCAGCACCACGACCUCCGCCGCCGCCAGCACCACGACCUCCGCCGCCGCCAGCACCACGACCUCCGCCGCUACCAGCACCACGACGGGUCCCAGAUGCACCGGGUCCUUCGUCGACCUCGGCGCCAUCGGCUGUUACUUCUUCUACGAGUCCAACAUCAACUUCAUCCGCGCACAGCUCUACUGCCGGGGCCUGAGAGCCGAUCUGGCAACACCUUCCUCGCUGGACCCCCUGAGGCAAUACCUCCUGGAGAACAACUACACAGGAGAGUACUGGGUGGGUCUACAGCGUCCGAAUGGCUGGAUCGACGGGCGGCCCGACGACCCGAGCGAGUGGGACGUCGGCGAACCCAACGGCUCCGGUCCCUGCGCCUUGCUGACGGACACCGGCGGUUUCAAAGCUGCGGAUGCCAACUGCCUCAACAACCACAAGGCCAUCUGCGAGCAGGAGGUCUAAGGGGAGAGCAGACGGUGUGGUUGCCUUUUUCCCUCUUCUUUUUUUUUUUUUAAACUUUACAUUUUUUUUUUUCUCUCUCCCUCUCUCUUUUUCUGAUAUUAGUUGGGACACGUUCGACUGGUUUGUGUUGUUUACUUGUGGCCAUAUUACAUGUUUAUAUUUGGUUCUAUUGUUGUUUAUAUUCGGGUGUAUUAUUUAUAUAGCUAAAUCUAAUUUGCGCUGUGUUGUUUAUUUAUGGCCAUGUUUAUUUGGCCCAUGUUUAUUCAUGGUCAUGCUUAUAUUUGGGCAUAUUGUUUAUUUGGGCCAUGCGGUAUCUUUUUGGCCAAGCACAAUGGACUAACGGCACACUAUUACAAAUAUUACAUAACCUUUUCCAUAGUAUUACAAAAAUGCUACCACCAGAAUCACCUUGCACUGCAGUAAGCUUGUCAGAAAUUGCUGUCCUGUUUGCAAAAUCAAGUGAAGUGUUAAAAUGUAUAAUGUUUCCAUCGACUGGAAGUUUUCAACUAUUCUGAAGCUGAACAGAAAAAAAGUCACUGAAGGAAAGAAAGAUAUUUCUUUUGCUAUUGUGUGUUUGUCCAAGAAAAUGCUCCCACCCAGCGCCGUAUUAAAAAAGUCUUUGUAACUAAUUGGUAAACAUUAAUCAAGACAUUAAUUAAAACACCAUACACUUUAAAUAAGCAAAGUCUGUAACAAUUAUUAUAGAAAAAAACAAAGAAAACUACCGACUUUAAAUUCAAAAGAUCUGAUACACAAUGGAGACAAGAGCGAAAUAUGUAUUAUGGCCGCGCUUGUGUGUGAAUAAAGAAUCGGAGAA